Raphanus sativus (radish) is the source of this 822-nucleotide messenger RNA. RefSeq lists its product as uncharacterized. NCBI's taxonomy places the organism in Eukaryota, Viridiplantae, Streptophyta, Magnoliopsida, Brassicales, Brassicaceae. Bases 38 to 676 code for a protein of 212 amino acids. The record is from RefSeq and is a predicted model, not a curated record. The transcript has 3 exons.
GCUGCUGCUUACGGUUGAGAGAACCCCUUUUUUGAAAAUGGAGAAAUCGGCCUCCACCGCAACUCCUCCUCCGCCUCCUCCUUCCGCCACUUCUUCUCAUCCGCUUCCUACAGCCGCACCAGAUCAGAGAUCUUCGCCGGCGAUGGACUUGGAUACUCCGCCGGUUCCGACUCGGCCACAUGUAGGAGGAGCGCAGGUGGCUCCGUCAGAUCCGUCGGCAAGGGGAAGAAAGAGGGGGCUGGAAGGGAAUCUCAAGAUGGAGAACUCCAACUACUACAAGAUGCGUCUCCUUGUCAAGGAUCUUCGCCCUCAUGUUCUCGAGGUACUACGAACUCCCGACUUCAGAAACUGCAAGGCAGCAUUCGAAAUUCAAGAGAAGAUGAAGCUUCUGGUUCAACUGCACCGAGAGAUGAUUGGACAAACACCCAAACUUGAGAAAUCAAUUAAAACCGAGUCCUUAUCCAACGGAAAGGCACUCAAUCAAACACCUGAGGCAAGCUCUGUUGUUGGUGACAACAAGGUCGUUGGAGGGUCUGCUUUUGGCUGGAACUUCGUCACUUAUGGUGGCACAGAUGCUGUUUACUGUGGACUUUCCAAGGAAGAAUACAGAACCUCUCACCCUAUUAUUCAACCUGACGCAGAGGUAGAGGCUCAACACCACAACACCCAAUUAUAAAGGUUUCUGUUGGCCUUCCUGCUGUUAAUGUUGUUUGUUUAAAUAUUUACAUGCACUUUUGUCUCAUUAUGUUGUAUCAACUGAAAACCAAUGGGAGUAGCUUCUACUCUUACCAUGAAUGUUUAAUUAGUACACAAUGUUUAACA